AGGGUCCCAGCGCGGGUUCAGUUCUGCGGCCUUCCCUGCUCCGGCUUUGACCUUCUACCUUCAGGGGAGCUCAGGACGAAUUGGCUGCCCGGACGCUGUUGGAACAGCCCCAGAACUGGGUGACUAGGGGACGGCACUGACCUGAGAGCAUGAGUGGACAGAAGGAUGAGGCGUUGUUUCGCAUACUCCGUAUUUAUGAUGAGCCAGAGGAGACGAGCAACGUGCCCAAAAGCUCUGACAUUUCCUCCCAGUCCCACCAAGCACAGUCCCAACCGGAGGGGGUGUAUGGAAUGCCCCCGCAGGCCCCCGGUUUCCUGACACCGCGGGGCCCGCUUUAUCAGGAGACGAGCGCCGGGAUCCCACAGCAGUGGGUCCUCCAGACUCUGGGCAGAUCUGAGCUCCAGGCCAGUUGUCUCCCCCAGGCAGAGCCAGAAGCAGCCGCAGAGCUGGCCCCCAGCUUCCUGCCAGGACCCAUGUUUGGCCAGCCUUGUCCCUCACCUCUGCCCAGUGAAGAAGUCUGGUCGUUCCUCGGGACAAUUCCGCCUGUUCCCAAUGAAGUGGUGGUCAGGCAGAGGGUCCCCCGGCGGUGCUGGAAGGUUGGCAGGCUCCGCCACGGGAAGAAAGUCUACGCCGUGGCCAUUAGCAGCUCGACUCACCACGUGUACACGUGUGGCCACGGCUACAUUAAGGUCUGGGACGAGAGCGCCCUGCAUGCCCGCAGCAAGGCCCCACAGGCCCAGCUGGACUUGCAGGACCGCCAGAACUGUGUCCUGGCCUGCAAGCUGUUCCCGGACGAGCAGUGCCUCAUCACCGGGGGUCUGUCCCAGAGCCUGACCCUGUGGGAUCUGGCGCCCACACCGCGCGUCAGGGCCCGGCUGGCCUCCACGGGCCCCCUGUGCUAUUCCCUGGCGCUCUCCUCCGAUGCCCAGAUCUGCUUGGCGUGUUUCAAAGGAUUUGUCGAGAUUUGGGAUUUGCAGAACCAGAUCUUGAUCAGGAAGCAUGAAGUCCCUGAAUAUGGGUCCCGCUGCGUGGACAUCGCCGGCAAUAAGUUCUGGACAGGAGGUGAAGACACCAGACUCUAUUCCUGGGACCUGAGGAGCUACCAGAGGUUGCAGGAACACGAGUUACGGCAUGAGAUCCUCAGCAUUACCCACGAGCCCACUGAGGAGUGGGUGCUGGUAGGCCUGAGAACAAGCGACAUCAUAAUUCUCCACACACACCGGCCAGAGAAGUUUAAGGCAGUCUUGCAUAAAUACGUCAACCACCACAACCUCAAGUUUGCCUCCUGUGGGAGCUACUUUGUGACCGCGAUCGAUGAGUCGAUCCACUGCAUAGCCGCACCUUCUCUACAAAGGUUGUUUCAGGUAGAGGAGCCAACAGAUGUCCUGUGUUGUGAUGUGUCUGCUGACAACCAGUAUCUGGUCACGGGCUCCAAGAACAGUGCCACGGUUUACCAGCUCUUGUACUGAAGUUUGCAUGCUGUGUUCCUGCUGGCGAAGACCCAAAGGAGGCCAGCAGGCCGAGGGCACGGCAGCCUCUGUGGCCCGAUACCUUCAUGUGACCCUCGGUGGUUGGGCCUCUGUCUGCUCCCUCUGCCCCGGACACACCUUGCCUGUGCUCGCAGGUUUUUAUGAUACGAUGUAGGGGGUUUUUCCUUUGUUACUAUUCUUACUGCUGAUGUCUGGGUUUGGGUGGGGAAACUUGCCUUCGUAAUUAACAAAAUAGAAAAGCAGAAACCAAAAUGGCAU
Molecule: messenger RNA, 1748 nt
Organism: Neogale vison (American mink)
Lineage: Eukaryota; Metazoa; Chordata; Mammalia; Carnivora; Mustelidae
Gene: TLE7
Product: TLE family member 7
Exons: 10
Coding region: 150-1469 (439 amino acids)
Biological process (GO): negative regulation of canonical Wnt signaling pathway; regulation of DNA-templated transcription
Cellular component (GO): transcription regulator complex; nucleus
Molecular function (GO): transcription corepressor activity; protein binding
Source: RefSeq, a predicted model, not a curated record